Molecule: messenger RNA, 3536 nt
Organism: Ricinus communis (castor bean)
Lineage: Eukaryota; Viridiplantae; Streptophyta; Magnoliopsida; Malpighiales; Euphorbiaceae
Product: receptor-like protein EIX2
Exons: 2
Coding region: 205-3198 (997 amino acids)
Molecular function (GO): protein binding
Source: RefSeq, a predicted model, not a curated record
UACAAAAUUUAUUUUGAGCAGUUGAAAAGUUUUGACGUAAAUUACAUUGCAUGAUCAUUUUCAUUGUUGGACUUCUUGGUUUCUGGCACAUUGUGCUUUUACUGCAGAUUGCCAUGAACGUAAAGAAAGUAGAAGUUGCUUGCUGCAUUAUAUAUUAGAAUGUUUGCAGUGGCAGGUCUUUUAUCUUGAGACAUCAAGGUGAAAAUGGCAAACCUGAAAACUUCCUUCCAACUUUUAUCAAUUCUCCUUUCUCUUCAGAUAUUCUUGAAAUCAGUUUCCCUUGAAGCAAUUACACUGAGUGCCAAUUCCAGCCAUUUCAAUGCAGGUUGCAUUGACAUUGAGAGGGAAGCGCUUAUUAAAUUCAAAGCAGAUCUUAAAGAUCCUUCAGGUCGGCUUUCUUCUUGGGUUGGAAAAGAUUGCUGUUCACGGCUAGGAGUUGGUUGCAGCAGGGAAACUGGAAAUAUCAUUAUGCUUGAUCUUAAGAACCGAUUUCCAUACACCUUUAUAAAUCUAGAAGGUGAUGCAUAUGAAAAGGGUAUGGCAGCUUAUCGACUCUCAUGCCUUGGAGGUAACUUAAAUCCUUCUUUGCUUGAAUUGAAGUAUUUAUAUUACCUGGAUUUAAGUUUCAACAAUUUCCAAGGAUUAACGAUUCCAAGCUUUAUCGGUUCCCUGAGUGAGCUGACUUAUCUUGACCUCUCUAGCUCAUCAUUUUUUGGACUAGUUCCUCCCCAUCUUGGAAAUUUGUCGAACUUGCGUUAUCUUAACCUGAAUUCUCCUUCUGUUCUGAAUAUAUCCUCAUACUUUCAAAAUCUUCCCCACAAUUAUCAUGUUUCUGAUCUGAAUUGGAUCACUAGACUUUCUCAUUUGGAAUACCUAAAUUUAGCAUACAUUAAUCUAAGUUCUGCAUCACCCACUUGGCUGCAGGAUAUUAAUAUGCUUCCUUCUCUAUCUCAGCUGCAUUUGCCCUUCUGCAAUCUAUAUCACUUCCCUCAAACUCUCCCAAUGAUGAAUUUCAGCUCUCUUCUCCUCCUUGACCUCGAAGGGAAUGAAUUCAAUACUACGAUACCUCAAUGGUUGUUCAAUAUUAGUACCCUCAUGUACCCUGACUUAGCAAAUUGUAAGAUUCAAGGCCGCUUGUCAAAUAAUGACGGGAGAACACUUUGCAAUUUGAAAGGUUUAUUCCUUUCAGACAACAAGAACACUGGUGAGAUGACUGAUUUUUUAGAGAGUAUGUCGAUGUGUAGUAAUAGUAGCUUGGAGAUGCUUAUAGUGACUCGGAAUCGCUUAAGUGGGCAAAUACCUGAGUCAAUAGGAAAGUUCAAGUAUUUGAGAACUUCACAACUUGGGGGCAACUCUUUUUCUGGUUCAAUUCCAUUGUCUAUUGGAAAUUUGUCAUUUUUGGAGGACUUAUCUCUAAAUGGUAAUGAGAUGAAUGGAACAAUCCCUGACACUAUUAGACAGCUCUCAGGAUUAGUUUCCUUAGAUCUAGCUUACAAUUCUUGGAGAGGCGUUGUCUCCGAAGAUCAUUUGUCAGGUCUUGCAAAGCUGAAGUAUUUCACUGUAUCCUCUCACAGGCAAUCAUUAGCUGAUUUAAGAAAUAAAUGGAUCCCUGCAUUUAGUCUUAAAGUAUUUAGAAUGUAUGAUUGCCAUUGGGGUUCCACAUUUCCUUCAUGGCUUAAAACUCAAAAAAAUCUUUCUGGUUUAGCUCUAGCAAAUGCAGGGAUUUCGGGCAUAAUUCCUGAUUGGGUAUGGAAAUUGUCGCCACAAUUGGGUCUGUUAGAUCUCUCUAGUAACCAAUUGGAAGGGGAACUUCCCAGUGCUUUACAAUUUAAGGCAAGAGCUGUAAUUGAUUUGAGUUCCAAUCGCUUGGAGGGCCCAGUCCCAGUUUGGUUUAACGUGAGUUAUCUGAAACUAAACAGUAAUUUGUUUUCUGGUGUAAUUCCCUCAAAUUUCUUUCAAGAAGUACCAUUUUUAAGAUCCCUUUACCUUUCUGACAACUUGAUAAACGGUAGCAUUCCCACAUCUAUAAGUAGAGAAAACAGUUUGCAGUUUCUUGAUCUCUCAAGAAACCAGUUGUCUGGAAAUCUCCACAUUCCAUGGAAGUACCUACCUGAUAUGAUCGUCAUCAACCUAUCCAACAACAGCCUAUCUGGUGAAAUUCCUCCAUCGAUAUGUUCAUGCCCCUACCUUCAAGUAUUGGCAUUAUUCGGAAACAAUCUCUCAGGUGUACCCUAUCUGGCCUUGAGAAAUUGUACAGAAUUGGACACUCUGGAUCUUGGAGAAAAUGGAUUCUCUGGAAGCAUACCAAAGUGGGUUGGAAAGAACCUAUUAAGACUUCAACUCUUAAGUCUAAGAGGCAACAUGUUUAGUGGAAAUAUUCCUCCGGAGCUAUGUGGUCUCCCUGCUCUCCAUGUCAUGGACUUGGCACAUAACAUUUUUUUUGGAUUCAUCCCUCCAUGCCUUGGAAAUUUAAGUGGUUUGAAAACUCCUGCUUUUUAUCAACCGUAUAGCCCAAAUGAGUAUACAUACUAUUCUAGUAGAAUGGUAUUGGUUACCAAGGGAAGACAGCUCGAAUACAUGCACAUACUUAGUCUUGUAAAUCUGAUAGACUUCUCCAGAAAUAGUUUCAGGGGAGAAAUUCCAGAAAAGAUAACUAGUCUUGCAUAUUUGGGGACCUUAAAUCUGUCUCAGAAUCAAUUGACAGGAAAGAUUCCAGAAAAUAUUGGAGAGCUACAACGAUUAGAAACUCUUGAUAUCUCACUGAAUCAUCUAUCAGGCUCCAUUCCUCCAAGCAUGUCUUCCAUGACUCUCUUGAGCUCCCUGAACUUGUCAUACAAUAACUUAUCAGGACCAAUUCCAUCAGCCAACCAGUUCAAGACCCUUAAUGAUCCUUCCAUAUAUGAAGGUAACUCUCAACUUUGUGGAUCUCCACUACCAACCAACUGCUCAACAUCAACUAAGGAGGAUUCAGGUUUCAGUGGUGAUGAAGGUGAAGAUGAAAGUUGGAUUGACAUGUGGUGGUUUUACAUUGCCUUGGCACCAGGAUUUUCUUUGGGGUUUUGGGUUGUCUGUGGGACUUUGAUACUGAAAAAGCGUUGGAGAUAUGCCUAUUUCCGGUUCGUUGACAGAGUAAAAGACAGAACUUUUGUGGUGUUCACAGUGAGUAAGGCUCGAUUGCAAAGAAAAUUGGGAGAGUGAAAGAUAGAUGGGACACUGCUGCGAGCAGGCUGCAGCAGUCUGAUCGAUGCAAUCAGAAAAAAGUAAGGAACUUUGCAAGAAACAAAACCCAAGAGAAUUAGAAGAUUGUUUUCUAUAUAUUGAACUCUAUUUCCAUGUUCUUGGUUUCCUUUUCUGGUGUAUUGUUGUCAUUAAUAACUUUGGGCAAUAUGGUUCGUCUGAUAGUCUGGUACUGUAGUCUGUAAAUUAUAGUUCUUUUAGGCUUCUGUUUCUUUUUGUUUGUUCUUGCGCAGUGCUGGAAGGAACUGGAUUUGCUGUGUUCUAUUCCUCUUUACUAUGGUUUGGGUGUAUUUUCCUCA